UAACUUAUCGCUGUAGAUAACGAGUCGUCCAAUUUGCAAAACACCAAGGAAGAUAUACAGUUACUCGGGGCUACUGGGUGUGAUCCAGAUGAAAGUCCCAGUGAUGAUCCGUCUAGUGAUGAUGAUGACAGUAACGGUAACAAUAAGGAGCGCUAUGAGAAAAAGAAAAAAGACAAAAGAACAUGGAAGAUAGAUAAAGAUGCAUGGCUCAAGUGUAUCAAGGAAGGAGGCGAUUUUGAACAGCAGGCGGAAAGUUUAUUAAGUGAAAGAAAAUUGCCAGAUCAAAUUGCGCUGAACGCGAUAAGAUCAAAGUACGCACAUUAUUCCUCAGUUAUUUCUAAAAUUUGCGAUAAGGUAUGCGUUUAUAUCAAGAAGAAGUCAGAAAACAUUGCACAUGUUUGGGCUGCUACAAUUUAUUCAAAGGAUUCCUUGCCUAGUGAUAAUGACAUUGUUUUCGUUGUACUGACAACAGAUACAACAGUUCAAAUAAACGAAGAAAAUUUUUUAAUAUAUCAAAGACAUUUCUUGCAAGUCGAUGAUACCGACCUGAACAAAGAAAUAGAAAUAAUGGAAUACAAUAAUCUGCCAACCUCUGAAGAAAUUGAUGAACUUGAGAAAUGUUUGAAAGAAAAUGCAAAAUCGUUAAUGAAUGACCAUAGCAACCUUACUAGGGUGACAGCAAGUUGGUUCAGAACAGAUAGUAAUGAUACAGAACACCUAUCAUUAAGAAAAUUAAGAAAAGAAUUGUGUAUUGCACUCUAUGUCCACAUUAAAGGAUAUAUACCAGUGGGUGAGAAAUAUUUCCCAGCUGAAAUUGGAGGAUUUCCAGUGGUAGUCCGAGAGGGCAUUUUUACACUUUGUAGAGGUUCAAAAGAGUAUCAUGAAAAUGUGAAGAUGGGUUGUGAAAUCAGUGCAGAAAUGUUUGGUACUCUUGGGGCAUUCGUAGAAUUUAAAGAUGAUAAUCAUUUAUAUGGGCUCACGUGUGCACAUGUUGUAUUUGGUCGUAAAAAAUUUGAGAUUUUGCUUCAAAACGGAGUAUUUAAAGAUGUUAUAGAUGUUUGGCAACCUGCAGCCCAUAAUGCAAAUUGUCAACCUCUUGGCAAAACAGUGUUGGAAGUUUAUAAAAGUGGAGGAAAUGGCAUUGCAGGAAUGGAGUUUGCGCUGAUAAAAAUCAGAACAGAAGGCCUACUGAAGGCACAUUCCCCGAUGACUCUGAUUAUUUGUCAGCAGUAUCAGGAGAUAAGAUUUGGGCAAGACUCGCCUUUUGUAUUUACUUCAGGAAAUGCUAAAAACGCAACAGAUAUCCCGUUUCAAUUAGUGUAUAAAUACGGUUCUGAAAGCAAACUCACACAAGGGGUGUGUCGAGUAAAUGGUGCAUCAGUUCGACCAUUGAAAUUUGAAGACAACAUUCUGAAUACUGAAUUAGUUUUGCACGAUCAGAUCGAAAUAAUGAAUGUAGAAACACAAUUUGCUGUAAAUGGUGAUUCAGGUGCACUUGUUUUUGUUAAAGAUGAAAACAAAGAGCUUACUGCGUUAGGAAUGUUUGAAGGGAAUUUCAAGGGGACGAGCAUAUAUGUCUGUUCGCCAAUCUACGAUAUCCUUAACGAAAUAAGCCGGAUUUGUAAAAAACAGUGCUGGUUAAAAAGAUUUGUACCAUCUGAUUCACGAAUAAAUGAGCCGCGGAUACAUUCUCAGCUGCAUGAUACAGUAAUGUCACUUUCCGGAAGUGUGUCGCAACUACAUGGAAGAUUAGAAUCUCUUGAUCAAGGUUUUGCUCAAGAUUUAGCAAAACAUAAACAAGAAAUAUCAAAUGAACUAAAAAAGCAACAUGACGAACAUCUAAAAAGUGCUCUUGAAAGAGAAGAACUUAAGAAUCAGAAUGAAGAAUUGAAAAAGCAAGGUGACGAGCACAUAAAACAGAGCCAGGAAAUAAAGGAUCGUCAAAAAAGACAAGAAAAGCAAAGUGAAGAACUUAAGGAGGAACUAAGAAGGCAAGGUGAUGAGCAUGUAAAACAUAGCCAGGAAAUAAAGGAACGUCAAGAAAGGCAAGAAAAGCAAAGUGAAGAACUUAAGGAGGAACUAAGAAGGCAAGGUGAUGAGCAUGUAAAACAUAGCCAGGAAAUAAAGGAUCGUCAAGAAAGGCAAGAAGCACAAAGCGAAGAACUUAAAGAGGAACUAAGGAGACAAGGUGAUGAGCAUGUAAAACAGAGCCAGGAAAUUAAAGAAGGACAAGAAAGACAAGGCAAAGAACUAAAAGAUGAAUUAAAAAAGCAGAUGGAACAAAUAGUGAUGCUAUUGAAAAAAGAACAAUCGUUAUAA
Messenger RNA from Ruditapes philippinarum (Manila clam), 2319 nucleotides. Its product is annotated as reticulocyte-binding protein homolog 2b-like. NCBI's taxonomy places the organism in Eukaryota, Metazoa, Mollusca, Bivalvia, Venerida, Veneridae. The coding region runs from base 568 to 2319 and encodes 583 amino acids. The record is from RefSeq and is a predicted model, not a curated record. The transcript is spliced from 4 exons.